Magallana angulata is the source of this 5347-nucleotide messenger RNA. RefSeq lists its product as uncharacterized. The coding region runs from base 160 to 2685 and encodes 841 amino acids. The transcript has 9 exons. Gene Ontology annotation, molecular function: protein kinase activity; ATP binding. Gene Ontology annotation, biological process: protein phosphorylation. The record is from RefSeq and is a predicted model, not a curated record. Lineage: Eukaryota; Metazoa; Mollusca; Bivalvia; Ostreida; Ostreidae.
UUUAGCGCCAUCUAGCAGAAAAUUUUACAACAGGAACUUGCCGAGGGAAAAAGUCAAUACAUUAUAUGUUAAGCCGUUGCAUUCUACUAUUUGCUGUUUAUAUUUAUAUUUCUGAGGCUGUUGCUGCAUGACAGUAUAUGAAAAGAUGGAAUCUCUAUAAUGAAGAGAUCUGAUGCUCGGGCACAGCUAACAAAUGCCGCAGAUAACAGCAACUUGGAGUCAGAAAGACCCCCAUCUUCAUCAUCAUCCUCUUCAUCCCAAAGUCAGAGUCAGUCGGGGUUACACAUCACAGAAAGGGAGCCUGACCUGUCACUCACCAAUUCUGAUGUAGCACACAGCAGCUCUCGAGUGCCUGCUCAGCUCCAGGAGCCCAGAGAAACAGCAGGGACAAGCGGUGUACAGAGAAGGGCAGAUAAAAGGAAACAUGAGGACUCGGAGGAAGAGUCUUCACACAGGAGCAAGAAGCAGACUCCCAGAGGUUCACAAGACAUAACAAAUCCAGCUUUGAUUAAUAACAGAAAACCUGUUUCUCAAAACCAUGGUGGGAAAGCGGAUGCUGAUGCAAAGGUGCCACAGUUGCAAAGGGCUGUGGCAUCAAUCUCAAAAAACCCUUUUGUUUUUAGUUCACAUGUUGUAGUGCCAGAAACAAGAAAGUCAAAGAAGUCAGCUCAGGGUAUACAUCCCUCUACAGCUCAGUCAGUGGUUCAGAAUGAAUCGAAAAGGCAGACUAAACCUGCAACUGCAACAUCACAUCAAUCUGCAGUACAGAGUCGCAGUGUUGGAGCUGCAGAAAUUACCAGUCCAGGCAUGUCUAUAAGUAGUGCUAGAUACCAGAGGGAACUGGAGGAGAGAUUGACUCAAAGGGCUGCCAGCAGCUCCAGAGCUCAAACAAGAGCCAGAGUGGAGCGUUCUAUUCCAACCAGAGUACCAGUGCAAGACCCAGCGGGGGUUCAGUCUAGACAUGGCUUCAUACAUAACCAACAACGGACCCCAUUACCUAGAAAUAUAAGGGGACAGUUGACAAGGUCUUCUUCGGGAGAGCAUAUACGAAGCUUGACACCAUCAGAAUCUGUGCGAAAUGCAUUUAGCCAUCAACGAACAAUGCUGACCAACCAUGAAAACUCCCUGUUGUUGUCACACUCCCCUGCGGCCAGUUGUUCCUCCACCUUACUCCAGCUGCCAUCGGAUGGUCUGUUUCCACUGUACCCCCUGGGUCAGCCAGACGACCCCACUUUCAGGUCUCCCCUAGAGUUGUCUACGACCCUGUCACAGUUCACGCAGGAAAAUCUGUUCACCUACCCAUCAUUCCACUCGUCUUCGGAGUCUCUAGUGUCACAGGAUAAUUACCCAGCUGCCUCUGUCCCAUCAAACAGGAAGUCAUCGAGGUCCUCUGGAGAAACCUCCUCGGAAAUUGUUGUCCCUCCCUCUAGUGUUGGAAUCAAGAGAGCAGGACCUUAUCUUUUGGGUCCCAGACUGGGCUCCUCCCCCGUCAGAAGUAUCGUACAAUGUCUGGCCAGGAAGGAAAAGACAGAUGACUUCUAUACAUUGAAGAUCCUGACCCUGGAAAAGCCGAGGAGAGAGAGCCAGGACGGUAAACAAGGCAAGAUGUUGCUGCACACGGAGUACUCCCUGCUGAGUCUGCUGAAGGACCAAGAGGGGGUGGUACACCACCAUGGGUUGUUCAAGGAUGAAGCGUGGGAGGAACGAGACACGUUGGACCAGUGGGGUCACGUGGAGUUCACCGGUCAGAAGAAGACGCGCCUCUGUCUGGUGCUGGACUGCCUGACCCCCCACGAUUUCAGCAGCAAGAACGCGGACUUGAUCAAUCUCCAGCACUACGUCAUCAGGGAGAAGAAACUGUCGGAGAAGGAAGCCAUCGUCAUAUUCUAUGACAUCGUACGCAUUGUGGAGAACCUACACAAGAAAAACAUUGUCCAUCGAGACCUAAAACUUGGGAACAUGAUGUUGAACAAGCGAUCGCGUAGAAUCACGAUCACAAACUUCUGUCUGGGUAAACACCUGGUGUCGGAGAACGAUUACCUGAAGGAUCAGCGAGGGAGUCCCGCCUACAUCAGCCCCGACGUCCUCAGCGCUAAGCCGUACUUGGGUAAGCCCAGUGACAUGUGGGCGUUGGGCGUGGUCCUAUUCACCAUGUUGUAUGGACAAUUCCCUUUCUAUGACGUGGUGCCACAGAAACUCUUCUCCAAGAUCAAGGCAGCUGAAUACACCAUUCCUCAGGAUGACAGAGUAUCCAGUGACACCAUCAACAUUAUCCGGAAACUCCUGGUGCUGAAUCCGGACAGUCGCUUCACCGCCUCCCAGGUCCUGGUGGCCCUGACCGGGAUCAUAGACAAGUGGAAAGCCAUGUCCUCUGAGUCAGGUCCCUUACAAGUGGUUCCUGAGGUGGACAUUGACAGCAUGGACACAAAGUGUGGGGGAGACCCCUCCCCCUCCCAGGAAUCAGACCCAACUUCCUUCAACAGUAAAACGGACACCACAGCCUUCAGCCAGGAUUGUCCUUCUGCUGACGGUCAGGAGAUCAGUAAACAGUGUAAGGUGGUGCGCGGAGGCAGGCGGCGGUCGUCCGUACAUCCACCUGUCCAGAGAAUUAAUUACGAUGCGGUGCCCCUAACAACAGCUGAAGUGGAGGCCCAUCAACAGAUUUUCAGCCAAAAUAGACCAUAAUGUGCUUCAUUUAGAUUUUGGAUUACACUGCAGGCAGAGAUUUGCCUCUGGUUAUAGUUUCAAAAGUCAUUCCCGCUGUAGGUGUAUGGAAGUAGUGUUAUUUUAUUGUAGAUUACAUAGAGGUAUUUAGAGUAUCAUGACAUUGUUUUUGUGUUUUUUUCAGGUGUUCAGGUAUUUCUUUUUUUAGAAAAUACUGGUUUUUCAUGGGCAGGGACGUCAAUACAUAUUUUAUCAAUCUGUCUUGGAAAUAAAUAUUCACUUUCAAGGCACUAGAAUUGCAUGGGCACCACUCAAUUACUUUCCAUUUAUAUAUUUAUUUAUGUGUAAUGUACCAUAGGUUUUUUAAAAAAAUGAUUUAUUGAGAAAUGAAAAACCCGUAAAAAAUUGUGUAUAUUUGAUUUGCCCAUUCAGCUUUUAUAAUUAUCGAUUUGAAUUUACAAGAUAUCUAUAUAUUACAUUUCUGUAUACGCAACUGAGACCAAUUUUGAUACUUUUUUGGGGGAAAAUUUGUUUUCUAUGAAAUCUAUUUUAUAAAACAGCCAUAGUGGUGCAAGUUUACAGCAGAAAAAAAUAUAUUUUCAGGGGCUAUCGGUAUGAUUUUAUAGAGUUUAAUUUCAUGUAAAUUUAGAUGUGGGGAGUUUUUCUAACAGUUUAUUAAGCAUAUUUGAUUUAUAUUUUUUUUCAAAUAAUGUGAAAUGUUGGAGUUGAGAACUCCAAAGCUAUAGAUUGAAUCACCUGGUAUGUUGUAGAUUCUGUUAGUGCUAUUAUAAAGUGCAAAAUCAUGUUAAAAUUUAAAGAUAUAAACGGGCUAUCUCAUUCUGACUUUGUGCAGUAGCUCUCUUUGUAUGUCAGUUAAGUAUUGUAAGUUCUUAUAGAAGGUUUAACUUAUAGUCUGUAAUACUGAGAUAAAUAAGGGGUUUAAUGGUAGUUUACUCUAAAAAUGGUACAUGUACCAGGUAAUUUAUGAGUGGGGGAAAUUAUUACCCAUGUAUAUUGUCUGAAUAUAGGAAACAUGUACUUGAACACCAAUUAUAAAUGGCCGCUUUUCAGGACUGUCUGUUAUUUUUUAGAUAUUUAUGAUUACUUCUAAAAUUAUCCUAGCAAUAAAUAUGCAUGCAGUAUACUUUCCAUUGCAUUAGAAUUGUCCAGGUGAAAUGCAAUGGUAUAGAUAUUGUAAGAUAAAGACUUCAUGGCAUGGACAGUAAUCUUUCUUUGGGUUUUAAAUGAACAGGGCAAUAUUUAACCUGGAGAGUUCUGCCCCUUUUAGCAGUAAGUUGAUUCUUUGUUUAAUAUUAUAUGAAAAGUGGUUACUUAUCCUGUAGUUCAAAAUGGUUAAAAUAUAGGGCAAACUGUUAAUUGUUGUUAUUGGUGUGAAACAUUUUAUUGUGUUUACCAUAAAUAUAUAUUAUAUAUGCAUGUGUGUAUACAAAGAAAACUUUACCAAGGUUGAUAAAUAAUGGAGGUUGUAAAAAAAAAUGAUGUUAAUUUAUUAUCUGUUUUUGUUUUUAUUUAUUGUAUUGCAUUUGUGCCAAAUGUAAGCCUAUUUGAUUACACCAAAUGAUAUCUCAGAAACCAAACAGAAUUUGAGAGAACAAAUAUGUGUGUACUGUGUAUGUCUUAUCAACUUGUGUGUUUUGUAGCGUAAGACAAAUUUUUAUCCCAGAUUUUGUAGACAUAUUGUUUGCAAGGUUUAUUUUUUUCUAUUACCUUGUAAAUCAAAUGUGCUGUAUGUCUUUCUCUUGCUUGUAUUCAAUGAAAUUUUUAAAAAUGAUGAAGUCAAAAACUUUGUGGGCCAGUUUUAAACAGAUCAUGCUGCAUUCUCCUGUAAUUUAUAUAUUUACAUAUCUAUUUUCCAUGAUUUUGGGAUUAUUUUUCAAAUUUCUAGUUCAGAUUGGUAUAAAUAUCUAAAUCUCCUAAAAUUCACCAAAAUUUUACUCAUCAAAUAAACAAAAUUGGCAGGCAUCUUGCUAAGGCAGAUUCUAGAUUUUCUUGAAGUAGAAUCUGCAGCAAACAAGCAAAUUAUCUGUUGUUUUCUUUUUUGAUUGUGGAAGACCUUCUUUGUCCUACUCUGGCUUUGUGGGUAUUUAUUUUUGUUCAUUUGAACUUUUCAACAUUUUUUUGCAAUGAAACGAGAACGUGUGGGUGGAUUUUGAUAGAAAAAAUUUCAAAACUGCUGCAAUAAUUUGUUUCUUCUGGUUAUUUUUUUUUAAAAAGAUUUUGUCAGUGUUGUGUGUCUUUUUUAAAAAUUUUUAGCAAUUGCAAAUAUAGUCAAGGUGGUAUGGGACACCUACAUGUUGUGGCGUAUUAUUUAUCAAAAUAAUAAAAUCAAGUAUAAUUUUAUAAGUAGUUCCCUUUCCAAAGUUGUUAUCUAACAGCGUAGCACAGUGGGUUGGAGGGCUCACGUCUUGCAAGUUAUGAGUUUGAAUCCCGCUGUGGAUUUUAAAAGAUUUUAACAUUUCAAAAAAUUUUAAAACAUUUUUUGGUUAAAUAUUGUAAAAUUUGAAAAUUCUAAACAGGUGAAAGUAUUUCAGUUGUAAUUUACUUUAAUCCACAUUAGAUAUACCAACAGAUGUCCCAUACCACCUUAAGAAUCACCAAAGCAUAUUAAAAUGAAACAAAGAUUUGAAAACCUUUAUUAAAGUAUUUUGAUAAUGUACAAAUC